Molecule: messenger RNA, 333 nt
Organism: Sphenostylis stenocarpa
Lineage: Eukaryota; Viridiplantae; Streptophyta; Magnoliopsida; Fabales; Fabaceae
Source: the annotation of a GenBank genome assembly
AUGCGCUUUGAAACAUCUAGUAGUCCAACUUUCUAUGGAAUCGUAAAGAAGAAGAGUGUUGAGGAGUUCAAGCCUGAUCCGUACAUAGCAACGGUGCUGAACUGUGCAUUCUGGGCAUUCUAUGGAAUGCCUUUUGUGCAUCCAAACAGCGUUUUAGUUCUACCCAUCAACAGUGUUGGACUUAGGAAGGUAUUAAUUUUUCUUCUCAUCGAGGCUCUCAUAACAAUGCUGGCAUUGCAUGGCACAAAAAAAACCUUAGUGGUUGGUAUUCUCGCUGAUGUCUUCUUCAAUGUUAUGAUGUAUGUCUCUCCUCUCACAGUUAUGGUCCUGUAA